UGGCGUAUGAUGGUGGUGGUUUUGUGUGUAAGACUACGUAUGUAAUCAAAAAAGUGUAUGAAUUUUCUUUUCAAUUGCAUAUUCUUCUGAAGAAAGAUGAGUGAUAGUGGAAAAUUAGAUAUUUCUGAUCGGAUUGAUACACUAAGUCGAUCAAGAUUGCCGUACGUAGGAAAAAUACAUUCGCAGAAACCAAUAAUUACGUAUGCUGGUGAUGUGCCACUUUUUCGCUCCCUAGAAAAUAAUAUUGCUGCAGCAGUUCCUAAUGAUACUAGCGAAUGGAGGCGUUCUUACGGACGUCCCAUAAAAAACGUUCGAUUGGAGGCAUCUUUCCGGCAGUUUGAAACAGAUUCUUUGGAUAGAUAUAAGAAGGGAGAUUGGACAAUUCUUGAUCAUCCUGUACUACAUAUAUUUGUAACAGAGUGCAAUGAUAUCGAAAUCUACAAAUCUACUGUUAAAGAAGAAAUUGAUUUGUGGCUUAAAACCCUUCAGGGUUACGGAAUUACUGACUGGAUGAUCCUUAUAGUGGAAACAAUGGAUAUUAAGAAAACAAAAAACAUUCUUCCACGCACCACUGUUCUGGACAAAGUGAGAAUUGAAUUUGGCUCUAAGACAGGGGAUAGGUGUAUAUCUGUACUCAAUCCUAUCAAGUAUGAGAUGAAAGCAACAGAAUCUUUUCGGUGUCUUCUCCAACGAAUCCGACAUUUCAUGCUUACUGGUUACAAUCGGAACAUCAUCAAGUAUGAGGAAUUAAUUAGGGUAAACCGAGAGAAGCGCAACCAUGAAGGAUGGAGUUUCAUUAAAUACUUCUUGUUACAAGAAGAACUUGCAUUUGUCCUGGAAAUGCUUGGUUUAUACUCUGAAGCUCUCAUACAGUAUGAUGAAUUGGAUGCUUUGUUUUCACAAUUUGUUCUCAAUUCGAUGUUUGGAGUAAAGCAGAAAUGGCUGAAAUCAUUUGAGAAGCCAAUACAUGCAUUUCAAGGCAUCUCAAUUAAUCGCAAGAAAAUGGUGGCAGUUCGUGAAAAGAUUGAGAACAAUACAGCUACUCUCCUGGAUUUUAGAGGAUAUCUCUUUGAGCGUCAGUGUGUUCUUCUACAAGCCGCCGGAAAACCAUGGGAAAUUGCUGGAAGAUUGCUUCCAUUUCUUUUUGGAACCAUCCGCGAAAUUGAUGCACUAAAAUUGGAUACACUAGAGGGAUCAAUGGCGUGCUGGGAAUUUGUUUGUGCUUUGGAAGUACUCAAGAUAUAUGAUGAAGCCAAUGACACAAGUGACAUGACAAAAUGCUUCCAAUAUUGUGCUCCAAUAUGGGAUUUAGCCAAGGAUAAACUAUACGAAUUGGGCAAAUUAUGUGGUCUUUUGCCGGGAUGUAUUCCAUCUUCUGAACAAUUACACACCGUAGUUCUCCUUUCUGCAGGAAUUGGGGAUGCGAUAGUUGAAGAAGAGGCAUCAUCAACUGUUGUGGGAUCAUCUCCUAAUAGUUCCAAGGAUAGAAGGACUCACUCUCCGAAUAGGCCCCCUAAGAAACCGCCUACUGAUAAACUUAAAGAAGCUCUGGGAUCCAAUGAAACCUUCCAGAAGUUGUACCUAGAACUCAGUGAAUUGGCGAUUUCCACGUACAAGCAUAUUUCACGUUUACGGUCAGCUCGGUUAGUAGGACUGGAUUUGGGUAAUUUCUACUGCACACUUAAUGAACCCAAUAAAGCCGUGAUCUUCUUCACUGACUUGCUGCGAGAACUCAAAUCCGAAAACUGGAAUUAUCUGGUGAGCCAGACUCUUCUUGAAUUAGCCAGUUGCUAUAGAAAGAUGGAUGAUAUCACGAGUUAUACAAAAGUCUGUGCAUCCAUCUCCUGUUGCUUGGAUUUGGAAACUCUUGUGAGAACUUUCUACUAUGAUGAAUUUCUCAAGUCUCUGAAAUCUAGAGAUGCGACUGAUGCAAACCAGACCAAUGCUUGUGUAGCUCUACUUGAUGAUCAUUUUAAAAUAGCGGACCUGAAACUCAUCAAUGAAUCUCCAAUCAUACAAGACAAUUUUAUUAUGGUACAACUGAAGCUACAUUGUCAUUUCCCCAGGGAGAUACUCUGCAACAAAAUCUCACUGUCAUUCGACUUGGAAGGCAAAGUUGCAGGGCCACAAAUAACGACCACUCCAUCACUUGGACUUGGGGUUAAGCUUCCAAUGAAAUUGCAUUUGGACUACAAACAAGACGGUACUCUGGAAAUUGCCUCAGUGCUAUGUGAAAUGAAAGGAAAGCAACCCCUGAGGAGAUCCAGUAGUACAAGGAGAAAAAUCUCAGCAACUGCCAGGAAGGACUUCACUAAUAACGUAUCUGUGGAAAAUAUUAUACUCCAGCCAGGCCUCAAUGUAAUUGAACUUAGAACUAAAGCGACACGAAUUGGAUUAUGGAUGUUUGAACAGUUAUCUAUUCAAGUCAAUCAACUAGACUUCCUGUCAGAGAGGCUGCCACUGAAACUCAAUCCCUUUGAAGUAUCCACAAAACCUGCUUCAGCUGUUUUGCACUUUACAAAUCUUAUUGCUGGAAUUGAGCAGCCCAUUAAGUUGAUAAUUUCAGCUGGAAGUUUUAUUUUUCCAGCCGAAGCUUCUAUUACAAUGAAGUGUUCAAGAUCACUCAGAAUGAGAGUGGUUGAAUCGGAGAGAAAAGACUUCCAAAAGGAGUUGAUUAUUAUUCUGAAAAAUAUGCGACAAUUUGAAGAAAGGACCAUUCAACUUGAGAGUAUAUGUGAUUUACCUGGUCGUAGGGAUGAUAAACCACUGGAACAUAAGGUUACACUUCAAUGCCCAUGGUCUCGCAAUGAUAUUCCAAUUUCACUUUAUUUUGUUCCGGCUGUUAUUGCAUCCUGUCGUCUUCACUCCACUGGUACCAGGAAAUUUCUUCAAGUAGUAAUUAAAGGUGUCUACGAUGGCAACCUUAUCCUGUCUUCAGCUCAAAUGAAGUGUUCAUCACCAGGUGUUGAAAUUGUGGAUGUCAAUCCUAAAUCACAGAAUGAAAAUAAAAUUUGUAAGAACAAUGUGUCGUACUUAUGGGAAAUCCAGUUGGAGCCAUUGCGAAAAGAUCAGGAAAUGCCAGUCAUUCAAGUUGGAUUUACUGUGCAAUAUGCAAAGGAAGAGACAAAAGAAGAAAAAAGAAAUUACUCAUGUACAUUUGAUGUCACAGAUUAUGCUACACUCUUCAAAAUUCAAGCUAAAGUUGAACCUCUAGAACUUUGCCGUGUGAACUCUGUUUGCAUGCUAAACUUAAAGAUUACAAAGCUUCAGGAAAAUCCGUUCACGGACUUAAUGUAUGAGGUAUAUGUAGAUCAAAAUAUGUGGGCAGUCUGCGGAAGAAGUUCAGGUGUGAUAUCAAUGCAAGACUGUGAAUCGCAGACCGUUCUACUUGAAAUCCUUCCACUUAUCGUGGGAUUCCUUCCCUUACCCAAUAUACGACUUUCUAAGUAUAUGCAGGCCAACAAGAACAAGUCUGAACUACAUCCUCGAGUGCAGUCUUUUUCUUCUGGGCAAAUUUACAAUUCAACCAAAAGUAUGCAAGUGCACGUACUAGCUAACAACAAUACUGAGUAAAAGAUAUCUAAUAAAUAUCUACAUAAUUAUA
Messenger RNA from Phlebotomus papatasi, 3604 nucleotides. It is a transcript of the gene SIDL, whose product is annotated as trafficking protein particle complex subunit 10. Gene Ontology annotation, biological process: early endosome to Golgi transport; intra-Golgi vesicle-mediated transport. The transcript is spliced from 5 exons. NCBI's taxonomy places the organism in Eukaryota, Metazoa, Arthropoda, Insecta, Diptera, Psychodidae. Gene Ontology annotation, cellular component: TRAPPII protein complex. Bases 97 to 3573 code for a protein of 1158 amino acids. The record is from RefSeq and is a predicted model, not a curated record.